Messenger RNA from Micromonas commoda, 1518 nucleotides. RefSeq lists its product with no specific name. Lineage: Eukaryota; Viridiplantae; Chlorophyta; Mamiellophyceae; Mamiellales; Mamiellaceae. The record is from RefSeq and is a predicted model, not a curated record. The coding region runs from base 1 to 1518 and encodes 505 amino acids. The transcript has a single exon.
AUGGCGACGUGCGCAUCAUCAGCGACGUCGAUGCCGCGGGUGGCUACCCGGGUUCGUGCGCGCAUCGGUGGCGGCGGCGCGACCGGGCGCGUCGCGCUCCGCCCCCGUGCACGCGCCGUCCCCCGCGCGGCUCCCGUCACGACGACCACGACUCCCCAUCCCUUCGUGGACUUCGACACGACCGGCUGCGGACCGUUCCCGCUGCUGGACCCGACGCGGGGGUACACGCACGUCUCCCCGGGGGUGUGUGACACGUGCGCGGACUCCGCGGAGGCGCGACGCGCGUGGGUCGAGCUGCUGUUGGGCCAGCUCCCGUCCCAUCGCGCCAACGCCGAGCGCACCGCCAAAUUCCUCGGCGACGAAUGCCCACCGGACUACACCGAGAGGUACCGAGCGUGGGAGGGCGACUACGAGGCCUACCUCGAGGAGGUUUCCAAAGACGGCGUGCCCAAAGGCCAAGGCGCCACCCUGCUGGACAUGGUGGACGAGAAGGAGCGGCUCUUACGCAGGAGAGGCCUGGACGACAUGUUCGCGGGCCUCAAGGCUGGCGAAGACGCAAUCGCGUCGGUCCUCUUCCACUCCAUCGCGUCCGAGAUUGACAACAUCUGGUCCCCGGAUGAGCGCGACACACGCGACGACGACGAUGCGAUGGCAAAGGCGGCGAUGAUCCGCGCCGUGAUCGAGUGCUGCCUGGCCGGUAACCUCUUCGACGCGGGAGCCGCCGCGGCGGUGCAGGGGGUGCAGGUUGGCGAUUUCUGCGAGCCCUGCGUGGUGGAACCGGAUUCGCGAGAGAUGAGCGAGGAGGAGGCGGGACGGUACAGGCUGGACGCGGACCAGCUCGCGGAGGUUUUCGCGCGCGCGAGGGCGCGGGUGUCCCGCGACGCAAGCCCCGGCGGUUGGAGGUUCGACUCGUUCUCGGAGAUUUGCGAGCGCUGCGUCGCGACGGAACACCCGGGCUGGCGCAGAGUCGUCAUCUUCUGCGACAACGCCGGCGCGGACGUCAUGGGGAUGGUCGUGUUGGCGAGGGCGCUCGCGGCGAUCGGCGGGGAGGACACCAAGGUGGCGCUGGUGGCCAACACCCACGCGGCGCUCAACGACGUGACGCACGCCGAGCUGCGCGGUUUCCUCUCGACCGUGGCGGGCUGGGGCGAGUCGUCGACCGGUGACCGGGCGGGGGGACCGUCGGAUCCCGUCCUGGCGGCGCAGAUGGAGCGCGGGCGCGUCACCGCGGUGCCCAGCGGGCAGUUCAGCACCCUGCUGGACCUGAACCGCACGGGCCCGGAGCUGAACGCCUGGGUGGAGGAGGAGCUGAAGAGCGUCCCGGCGGGUGGGGAGUGGCUGGUGGUGUUCGACGGGAUGGGCCGAGGGCUCGAGUCCAACUGGAACCCGGCGCCGUACUUUAAGGACGGGGUGAACGCGCUCAACCUUGCGAUGGUGAAGAGCGAGAUCAACGCCAAGCGACUGGGCGCCGAGGUGUACGACUGCGUGGUGAAGCUGUCCGUGGGGGGCUCGAAGUGA